AGGUAUUCACUGUGUACCAUAAUCUGGUUUGUCCAGUGAGAACACACAGUUCCCAAAAGAUGAAGAAGGGUUUCUCCCUUGUGCUCCUCAUCCUUCUCAUCCACCACAACCUUCUCAACGCCGACAACUGUGUCACAGAGGAUUGUCUCAUCGCCAACGAUUUCGAAUCAGAAUUCUCGUUUCCCUCUCAUGCCGCAAGAAUGCUCUACGAUGUCAGCCAAUCAGUCUCAGGCAAAACAGGCAACGGCAACAACAAAGCUGUAAAUUGUCCACAAAAGCAAGGUUACCGCAGCUGCAUCCCAUCCAAAAACGGCGGUGGCCCCAACAAAAACUGUGCUGAGUAUACCAGAUACUGCUAAGAACACCUUCCAAUUUCCUUUCUCGUUUUGAGGUUUUCCUUUUCUUGUUUUAAGGUUGUCUAGUCUAAUUUAAUUUCCCUGUCUUGUUAUUCAUACUUCAAUUGUACUGUACUGUACUGUUACUGCCUCUGUAUUAUCAUAUCAUCUGUACUCUCUCACUUUAUCAAUUUCUGCUUAAGAAUAAUUCCAUGUAAGAUUGCAAAUAAUAAAUCACUAUCUCUGCAGAGGGUUUCUUCAA
Messenger RNA from Vigna radiata var. radiata (mung bean), 597 nucleotides. RefSeq lists its product as uncharacterized. The record is from RefSeq and is a predicted model, not a curated record. NCBI's taxonomy places the organism in Eukaryota, Viridiplantae, Streptophyta, Magnoliopsida, Fabales, Fabaceae. Bases 60 to 359 code for a protein of 99 amino acids. The transcript has a single exon.